Schizosaccharomyces osmophilus is the source of this 1524-nucleotide messenger RNA. It is a transcript of the gene tpz1, whose product is annotated as shelterin complex subunit Tpz1. Gene Ontology annotation, biological process: telomere capping; telomere maintenance via telomerase. Gene Ontology annotation, cellular component: shelterin complex; chromosome, telomeric region; telomerase holoenzyme complex. Lineage: Eukaryota; Fungi; Ascomycota; Schizosaccharomycetes; Schizosaccharomycetales; Schizosaccharomycetaceae. The transcript has 6 exons. The record is from RefSeq and is a predicted model, not a curated record. Gene Ontology annotation, molecular function: telomeric repeat DNA binding. Bases 1 to 1524 code for a protein of 507 amino acids.
AUGUCUAACAUCUUAAAUCCCUGGCUGGAAUCAUGGUUACUGGAUACUAUGAAAGAUACGGACAUUCUUCCUGCGCAUGAAUUCAAGAGCCGUCCCUUACAGAUCUCUGAAUAUUUGACAUAUGAGCCUACCAUUCACGCUAAACUAUCAGACACUAGACAUUACAUCGAGGUUGAAUUUUCUCCUGAGUGUAUUCAACAUUUGGCAAGAUUUACGGACAAAAGACUUACUUCUUUAAAAGGUGGGAUUUUUUCCCUAGGGCAUUUCUCAAUUCACCUAAUACCGCAAGACUCGUAUUUAUUUCCAUGGCUCUAUGUUGAGUCAUUUAAUUUUUUUAGCUGCGAGGGCGUCAUAUUUGGAGAGCCAAAACCCAUCACCUCCUCACCGCUUUUUCGUUCGUUACUAUGCUCUCCAUACCUAUUUGCUCUUGCAAAUGAAAUUUAUGAACGUUACGAACACUCAGUCCUUUACGCACUCAGAAAACAAGCUACUAAUGGAGAUGUUCAAAAGCUUGGAACACUGUUUCUGCCGGAGGCUAUCGAAAAACCGAAUGAAAUGGCAUCAGAUUGUUUUCGAUGGAAAACAAUGAAUUGUUUAGAUGUUGCACAAUGUCUCAUUUCAGACGAGCAGUUGAGACUAUUGGAAACUGCGAAUGCAAAUACUAAUAUUGAUGUCUCUGUCACCAAACAAACACAAGAAACCUCUCCCGAUAAAACCCAUGUCAAGGAAGAAGAGGGAAUAGAAAUCUACUCUUGGUCAUCUUCACCAGAUCUUAGUGCAAAUAUCCCCCCAUUGACACUUUUCGACCAGCAAGAUCUUCAGAGGCUAGCUGAAGUCGAACCUGUGUCUGCUUCAACAAUAAGCGAAAACGAACUAAUAAGAAAAAUUGAUCAACAAAACAAUAAUGAUGCGACAGCUUCUAUUCCACAACCAGGAACAGAGACAUUUUCUCGAAUAAUAUCCUCAGUUGAAACUCAACAUGAACAAUUGGGACAGAUACAAGACCAACAAGAAGCUCCAAUCCAGAGACCUAUUGAAGUUCCUAAUAUUCAUACCGCUAAUUCGAGACCGCCAGACACUAUAGAACUGUUUGACGCUCAGGAUGACUCUGGAGAUGAUUUGGCAGAAGUAGAAGGGCUUAUAUUACUUCCGUCUUUAGACGAUGAGAAGACUGAGAGAAGAAGCCAUGAAACCGGAAAUAUUAGUCAAAAAGUUGAAAAUCCAGUCAUUAAGAAUACGCCGCUUAGUUUUGAGAAAAACUUAGACAUGUCCCAGCAUGAGCUGCGAUAUCUGCGACGACCGAUAUCAAAUUACAACUUUGAUCUUGGUAUUCAAGAUGAGCUUACAGCGAUGUAUGAAGACUAUGUAAAAGAAAAUGAGCAAUUGAGAAGAGUAAAGGGACGACGAAGUCAAUCCUUUAGUCGAGCUUCGCUAGAGAAGACGGACUCAGAAAAUGCCUUUCUUGCAUUUUAUCAAGACUGGAUUAGCAUAGCUAAGCACCGAACAGCAAAGGGAAAAGACUAG